This is a messenger RNA of Sparassis crispa, 1077 nucleotides long. RefSeq names its product Putative voltage-gated potassium channel subunit. The record is from RefSeq and is a predicted model, not a curated record. The transcript has 14 exons. Bases 1 to 1077 code for a protein of 358 amino acids. NCBI's taxonomy places the organism in Eukaryota, Fungi, Basidiomycota, Agaricomycetes, Polyporales, Sparassidaceae.
AUGUCCGUUGUCAAAAUGGAAUACGAGGACAAGGGCAUGCCCUUUCGACGCCUCGGGAACAGCGGCCUGCGUGUCCCCGUUUUUUCGUUCGGUGGAUGGCUCACGCUCGGUGAGGACGUUAUUGGUGACCCCGUCAAGGAUAUCAUGAAAGUUGCAUUCGAGAACGGCGUCAACAUGUUCGACACCGCUGAAGGAUACGGUGCAGGAAACUCGGAGGUUGAAAUGGGUCGAGUGAUCAAGGAGCUUGGUCUCAGACGGACGGACCUGAUCAUCACCACCAAGAUCUUCUUCGGCACACGUAAGAACUCCCCGAACGACACGGGCCUGUCGAGAAAACACAUCAUUGAGGGCGCGAAAUUAUCGCUGCAGCGUCUGCAGCUAGACUAUGUUGACGUCCUCUUUGCACAUCGUCCGGACCCCAGCGUUCCGAUGGAGGAGGUCGUCCGUGCCUUCAACUUCGUGAUCGACCAGGGUUGGGCGUUCUACUGGGCUACCUCGGAAUGGUCUGCGUUCCAAGUCGAGGAAGCAAUGCACGUUGCGGACAAGCUUGGUUUGGUGGCUCCCAUUGCUGACCAGGCCGAGAAGCACAUGUUCCACCGUGAGCGUGUAGACAAGGAGUACCUUCCUCUGUUCGAGAAGUACCAAUACGGCACGACCAUCUGGUCCGCACUCGCUGGCGGCAUGCUUACUGGCAAGUACAACAACGGCGUGCCCUCAGACUCGCGGUUCGCGAAGCAUGGCGAGUUCUACGGGUGGUUCCUCAACCAGCCCGAGGAGGCGCAGCGACGGAUCACUAAAGUCAAGGCGCUCACUGAGCUCGCGGAGAAGGAGCUCGGCUGCACGAUGACGCAACUCGCGCUCGCGUGGGUGGCGGUGAGCCCGAACACGAGCACGGUCAUCCUUGGCGCGACCAAGCCCGCGCAGGUGCUGGAGAACCUCAAGGCGAUCCAGGUCAUCCCGAAGCUCACCCCUGCGGUGCUCGACCGCAUCGAAGCAAUCUUGGAGUCGAAGCCCGCUGAAGAGCCUUUAUGGGGUCGCCCGGUGUUGGACAAGUUUGGGAGACAGACGCAGUACUGA